Tachysurus fulvidraco (yellow catfish) is the source of this 2225-nucleotide messenger RNA. RefSeq names its product wingless-type MMTV integration site family, member 7Bb (gene wnt7bb). NCBI's taxonomy places the organism in Eukaryota, Metazoa, Chordata, Actinopteri, Siluriformes, Bagridae. Gene Ontology annotation, molecular function: frizzled binding; cytokine activity. Bases 281 to 1342 code for a protein of 353 amino acids. The transcript has 4 exons. Gene Ontology annotation, biological process: cell fate commitment; canonical Wnt signaling pathway; neuron differentiation. Gene Ontology annotation, cellular component: extracellular region. The record is from RefSeq and is a predicted model, not a curated record.
GAGAGAACGUUUUUCCCCUGCCAUCCGAAAAUCCUUAAAACCAUCAUCGUCCCAGUUUGGCAACCACAUGGUAACAGCCUCGCCCGCGGAGACAUGACACAUUCGCUCUCCGCGCUCGCCGCCGCUGCUGCUGCUGUCGCGCCGCGUAAAAAGUUCGCAUUGUUCCACGAAGCAGAUCCGAACUGAGGACGGACAGCUUGACACUCGACUCAAAAGGAUACACGGAGAUUCACGCAUUUCUGUUAGUCGGUCUGCAAGCGGCAGUUCGCUCAAUGUCACCAUGAUCGUGUUCUCGUCGCGCACUGUGCUGCUGUCAGUCUACUACCCUCAGAUCUUCCUCAUCCUCACCAGCGGCAGCUACCUGGCCCUUUCCUCUGUGGUGGCCCUGGGUGCAAACAUCAUCUGCAAUAAGAUUCCAGGCCUGGCACCUCGCCAGCGGGCCAUCUGCCAAAGUCGCCCUGACGCCAUCAUUGUAAUAGGCGAGGGGGCUCAGCUGGGCAUAAACGAGUGUCAGUACCAGUUCCGCUACGGCCGCUGGAAUUGCUCGGCCCUGGGAGAGCGCACCGUCUUUGGCCAGGAACUCCGAGUAGGCAGCAAGGAGGCUGCAUUCACCUAUGCCAUCACCGCUGCCGGAGUGGCCCAUGCGGUGACAGCGGCAUGCAGCCAAGGCAACAUGAGCCACUGUGGCUGCGAUCGUGAGAAACAGGGCUACUACAACCAAGAGGAGGGCUGGAAGUGGGGAGGAUGCUCCGCCGAUAUCAAACAUGGCAUCGAGUUCUCCCGGAGGUUUGUAGAUGCUCGGGAGAUAAAAAAAAACGCACGCAGACUGAUGAACCUGCACAACAACGAAGCAGGGAGAAAGGUGCUGGAAGAGCGGAUGAAGCUGGAGUGUAAAUGCCAUGGCGUGUCAGGCUCUUGCACCACUAAGACAUGCUGGACCACCCUUCCGAAGUUUAGAGAAAUAGGCUAUGUGCUGAAGGAAAAGUACAAUAAAGCGGUCCAUGUGGAGGUAGUUCGAGCCACUAGACUACGCCAGCCUACCUUCCUCAAGGUGAAGAAAGUGCACGGCUAUCAAAAACCCGAAGAGACCGAUCUGGUCUACAUCGAGCGUUCACCUAACUACUGCGAGGAGGACGCUAGGACCGGCAGCGUGGGGACGCAGGGUCGCUUAUGUAACAGAACGUCGGCACAUACGGACGGCUGCGACCUGAUGUGCUGCGACCGGGGGUACAACACUCACCAGUACACCAAGGUGUGGCAGUGUAACUGCAAGUUUCAGUGGUGCUGCUUUGUCAAAUGCAACACCUGCAGCGAGAGGACGGAGGUGUUCACCUGCAAAUGAGCAAGUGCGUAUCGAGGACAGGGACACGUACAAGUUCGGCUGGAAGACUUGCUGAAUAAGAGAGAUAUUAUUUUUUAAAUAAAUGUAUAAAAAAUACCAGAAACCAAAUGGGAAUCUUACGGUCUUCAGCUCGUCACAGCAUCGUUUUGCACAGCAGAAUGUUUAUAUUUGCUUUCCCAUAGAGGUUAAACUCCAACCUCACUAGGUACCAGUCCAGCUUUUCUUUUUCUUUUUAAAUGAGUUUAAACUUCCACAAGCUCAUGCACUGAUCUAUCCAUACUGACUCCAGAGGAAAAGGACUGCCUGAUGCAUGCCAUGCCCUGGACUGACACGUGCGUUCUGGGGACUGGAUUUUCUUUUCCACUUUGUUUGAUGCUGAUACAUAAAGGACCAAAAAAAGAAAAAGAAAAAAAAAAGGAGCCUACGAUCAUUCGGAUAUUAACAGGACCCCUGGGAAACAAAUCAGAAAGGAUUGAUUAAGGUAACCUCACUUAGAAUUUAGGGCUAAAAAAGAGACGUUUUAACUCAUUAACAAGCUCUGUAAAGAAGAGAAGGCAGCGCAGCCUGAAUAAGUGAGUUGUCGCUACAAGAAACCUCCGACUGCCAACUGGAACUUGGUGGGAUACGUUAGCUGUCCAGUCACACUGGAACUGUAUGUUCGAACACUGAAAUUCUUUAUUUAUGUUAUAGUAUCUUAAAAAAAAAGCAAAGCACUAACGGGUAGAAAUGUCUUAUUUUGUACUAAAUGUAAAUAAACAGAGAAAGAUGGGGGACAAAAAAUUUGUAUAACCUCCUCACUGACGGUGACUUACAGACAAAAAAAAAGCUCCCAAAUCCUGUGAUAAAUUUCUAUUUUCCUAAAAAAAAAAAAAAAAAAGGUUUA